This is a messenger RNA of Cajanus cajan (pigeon pea), 591 nucleotides long. NCBI's taxonomy places the organism in Eukaryota, Viridiplantae, Streptophyta, Magnoliopsida, Fabales, Fabaceae. The record is from RefSeq and is a predicted model, not a curated record.
AUGUCUAUACAGAUGAUUCAUGCAGGACCUAUCGAUGAUUCAUUAUUAAGGCUUCAACCAUUCCAUAUAUCUGAGCAUAUAUGGAAUGGAGCUGAAGAUAGGGUUUUUAAGGUUAGGAGAGCAACACAAUCAGAGUUGCGUGGUGUUGAGAUUCCAGCUGCUAUUCAGGAUCUUCUACAGAGGGAUGGUUUUAUGGGGAUGGCGCAUAUUAGUUACUUUUCUGUGGACAAUCAUUUAAUUUCUGCGUUAGUUGAGCGAUGGAGACCAGAGACCCACAUGUUUCACAUGCCCUUCGGCGAGUGUACUAUCACGUUGGAGGAUGUUGCAAUGUUACUUGGGUUGAAGAUCUCCGGAGCACCCAUUACUGGAUACGUAACUAUGGAUUGGGGAGCUCUUGUGCAGCGCCUUCUUGGCAUGACACCCCCUGAGUCAAUGCUUGCUGGCGGUCGAUUGAGGAUGAGCUGGAUUGACCGACACUUUUCUAAUAUACCUGAGUUUCCUAGAAGACCUGGAUGUUUGUGGUCAAAUGAGUCGGGGAUCAUGCGUCCUGGCGAAUAUGUACAGGGAGUUGUGCGUGGCCACGAAUUAUGA